GCUAGUCAUGAGCAAUUUUCGUAAUUUUGGGGGAAACCAACCAGAUGGUGAGGAAGGAAAGGAGCCAGUCAAGAUUUUGUACAGACAGAUCUGUAGUAAGAGGAAGUUUAAGAGGGGUAAAACUACCCAAAGUGAUUCAGAGUCCCAAGAUGAGCAUUCUGAUCAUGAUAUUAACAUGUACACAGUGGUCAUUGAUUCAAAUUACCCGUAUAAUUUAAAACACCUUCGCGAAAUGCAAGAUUCUUCAAAAUUUGUUUGCGGUAUUAAGGUAAUUGAUAGUUCCCUCUACAAAGAAGGCGCGAGAAGGAACAGUCCAAAAUUCGCAACUGUAGUGGUGAUCGGAGACAGAAUGGAAGACAUGCCUGUCACUAGGAAGAUCGGAGAUAUUCUUCGUAUUCAAAAAGCAACCCAAAAGGUCACUGAUACAGGCGAAGUCAGAUACCUUGUUGAUGAGAGAUCUAAUUGGUGCCUCUUCAGCACAGAAAAUACUGAGAAUGAAGACAAGACUAAGAACGAGUUGAUUCAAUUAGACGACCUGGAAUUUGAUGAAGAGAGGGAGGAUGAGACCCAACAAAACCCUCUUCUCAAUAUCAAGAGGUUCUAUAUGCCUUAUAAAUAUUCUGGAAAGAUCUUUAACUUCACAGAAAAUGAGGAGAAAUAAGGUCAAUUCCAUGCGUAAUUGGUGCUCAGAAUUCUUCGCAAAAUCCACUAUCCCUGAGAACUUGCUGAGCAACAUCAAGUGUGAAUCAAAAGAGAAGAACCUUCUUUGUAAAGUCAUGAAAGUUUACGAGCACGAGGAAGAAGAAAACUCUGGAAAUGAGACAUAUAGUGUUAGGCUUAAGGAUAAGAACAACAUUCUAUGGAAGAUGAAAGUUGAUAGAAUCAAGUACCCAGAACUCAGAAAGGAUGAUAUUAUUAGAAUCAAAUCAGCCAAGGGUUCUAUUAUUGACAAAGAGAACGUACUUGAAUCCCAACCUCAUACUAAUAUCAUGAAAUUUAUGGAGGAUUCUCUUAUCGUCAAGAACUUGGCCAAGAAAAUACAAGAUACAGGUUUGGACGUUGUGAUCAGAGAUAAAGAGGAACCUCUGAAGCCAUUAUUUGUAACAAAUAAUGAAAUUAACCCUUGGAGCCACUUGGAAGUAAGCUCCCUCCUUGAUUUGUUUUUUCCAAAAGAAGAAUCUAAAGCGGGAAUUUCGUCAAAAGAAAACACUAUUCAGAAUGAGUCGAAGAGGAAUAAGAAGAAUGUUUAUGAUAGAACCUUUGAUUCUGAAGAUCCUGGAGAUAAGCUCGGGCCAAGAUACCUCUUGGAGUUUGAUGUCCUUGCUUAUUUCCCUCAGAACAUUAAAGAAUUUGUUCAAGGAUUAUGAACCUCUUGCAAAAUGACAUAUUCUCUGGAAAAAGUUCCUGACUACGACAAAAGACGUAAGAUCUACAAUCCUUGUCCCAAGUGUAAAGACCAAGAGCUAGAAUUGAUCUAUGCUAUUAAGUUCUUAAUCAAGGAUGAAAGAACAAUGAACAACCAGUUUGCUUAUCCCUUGUAUCUCUAUAGCCAUAAAGAGUUCAACAUCGGCAGCUUCUUUAGCAGCGUAGAGCCUGUAAAUCUAUACAACGAUGAUGAGGCACAUCAAAGAAUCUGUAGCUACAUGGACAUAUUGACCAAAUUCAACAUCAAAUGUAGAGGUGCUGUUGUUAAGAACAAAGGAAAUCUCAUGUUAGUCGAUACUCAGUUGACCGAUCUCUUUAAUGAAUAAGGUUCAAUAAUUUCCACUACAACAGCCCCAUCUCCAAAAUUUAAA
Molecule: messenger RNA, 1796 nt
Organism: Moneuplotes crassus
Lineage: Eukaryota; Ciliophora; Spirotrichea; Euplotida; Euplotidae
Source: the annotation of a GenBank genome assembly